AUGCAGCGCUCAUCAGAUGUGCCAGAACACACUGACAAGAAAUUGAAUGAACCUCUCCCUAAUUGGCAUCUUCGGAACCGGCGGCUUGCGUCGUCGGAUGCAAGCCGCACGACUGCUGAAUCUGGAACAAUCGGCUCUCGGGCCGAAAAAUGGCAAAAUCGACUGCCACCAUCGUAUCAAUUGAAGCAGAUGCAAACUGUGCUGAAGCAGAUGCAAGUUCUAGAGACGGAUCCGAAGAAGGUUGCUCCGCCUUCUUUACGUAUGGAACCGUCUCGAGGUUCACACGAAGGCGCUACCGCCCAGUUUGAUGCCAACAAAUAUUUAUUUCGACCCGACGAAACAGUCCACACCAAUGUGGCAACAGAAGAUACGCGCUUCCAGACGACAGUGCUCCCGAAAACGCGAAACACCUUGGACACCCCUGAGGAGGAUGAGUAUCUGGGUUCCCUUCCGUUUGUCCUGCCUCUUUAUAGCUCCAAUUUCGCUGCCGAAACUCCUUACAUGAACACCAGUCAACUGCUGCUGACAGAAGAACCGCCUUUGCCGGCUCUGACACGCUAUUACACCCAGCUGGGCAAUAUUACUACGCUGUAUCCGUUAAUUCACAAUGUGACUCCGCCCAUCGAUGAGACCAUUGGUAUCGACACAGUUACUACUUUUCUUCAGUCGGUCUUGGACGAGGACAUGCGAAACCGGAUUGUUGCUGCAACUCCGCCGAGAGUCUUCGGCAGAGUGGAGGAGCUAUUCUGGGGAACGGCUGUGCGAUUUUGGAGGGCGUGGGUAGAUUCGUGGAGGGACCUCAAGGAGAAUCCACCUCGCGGAUGGGGUUGGAAACGAGAAGAGGCAGAAGGUUACCGAAACAUUUACAAUGAGUUUGCUUCCUGGGCGUAUGACGCUCCAUUCUCCCUAUAUGACAUGCUUUUCAACGCUACGAUUUUAUACUCGUUUCCCAUUUUGCAAACUCGAGGAGAUGCAAUCGCGCGUCGGGAUGAGGUGUUGGCUCGCGAUAUGGAGAAACAAGCUAUUUUCUAUGCCCCAAUUUUCUACAGUUCAAUGAGUAUCAUGCAGGUAGGUAAUGAAAAUGACAUGACUAAGGAGCGACAUGUGGGUGAAGCAUGA
Molecule: messenger RNA, 1119 nt
Organism: Toxoplasma gondii ME49
Lineage: Eukaryota; Apicomplexa; Conoidasida; Eucoccidiorida; Sarcocystidae
Exons: 1
Coding region: 1-1119 (372 amino acids)
Source: RefSeq, a predicted model, not a curated record